AUGCAAGACGAGUACUUCGUGCUUUGGAUGGGGACUUGGCCGAGCAGUAUCGAUUGGACCGCGGCUGUUUUGGGAACACAUGUCGCCGCCACACUCUCUUCCUUUACCUCCAGCGUCUCUGAGCUCGACAAGGCACCCUCAGAGGACUGGUCUUUUGCUGCACUUGAGAACACGAUCAAUCAAUUUUUCAGUCACACCACUACGUUUUACUUUGGCGAGAAUGCUUUCAGUCUCAGAAAUCAAGCCUACGACGAUAUGCUCUGGGUCGUGCUGGACUGGCUAGAAAAUGUCAAAUUCCAAGACUUGCACUCGGAUCUGCAUUAUUCAUCUGGCAGGUCGUCCGACAAUUCUACAGGUGAGGAAUGGUACGGCACACAAUUCCGCAACUCAGCUGCACACCGAGCACGUAUCUUCUGGGAGCUGGCCUCGACCGGAUGGGACAAGACUCUCUGCAACGGUGGGAUGAUUUGGAAUCCGAGCCUGAUACCGUACAAGAACGCCAUCACAAACGAACUUUUCAUCUCCGCAAGCAUAGCAAUGUACUUAUAUUUCCCAGGCGACCCCAUUGACGCACCGUUCGUCGCCACUUCGACUAGCAAUGCACCUAAGAAGGAGAAUCCGCAUAACACGACACAUUUGAAAGCUGCCAUUGAUGCAUAUGCAUGGCUGAAGAAGUCGAACAUGACGGGCAUCUACGGCCUCUACGCUGAUGGCUUCCACAUCAGCGGCUGGCAAGGCUCGUCGAACCCUGGAUCGCGGAAAUGUGAUAUUCUCAACAAGAUGGUCUUCUCCUACAACCAGGGAGUCAUUCUCAGCGGGCUGAGAGGUCUCUGGCUAGCCACCAGCUCAAUGAGUUACCUCGACGACGGUCAUGAUCUGAUCAAAAAGAUUCUUCUUGCCACCGGGUGGCCGCAGAUCUCAUCAACCAAGUGGGCCGGCCUGGGACGUGGCGGUGUGAUGGAAGACACAUGUGAUUCCCACGCAAGCUGCUCGCAGGACGGACAGACAUUCAAGGGCAUUUUCUUCCAUCAUCUGACAGAGUUCUGUCGGGACUUGCGACCACAAGAGGAGACAUUCCUCGCAAGCAAGAAGGCUCCUGACGUGGAUCAUGAUUGGGAUGAGGUGUACAGCCAGCAUCUCAAGACAUGCCAUUCCUAUGGUCCCUGGAUUGAACAUAAUGCGCGGGCUGCGCUCAUGACUCGUGACGAAAAAGGCAAGUUCGGCAUGUGGUGGGGACUUCCCUUCAACCGAUCUACUGUCUCCGAUGAGCUUGUGAAUAGUAGCACUCUCCCUGAUGGUGCUGUGGACUACAUCAACGAGGGGGCCAUGGCGGAUACGGAAACUUUCGGCCCGGGAGUGCCGCGGGACUUCAAUGAUCGUGGCCGUGGCCGUACCGUUGAGACCCAAUCUGGCGGUGUUGCGGUGCUGAGAGCACUGCUCCAGUGGCAGACCAGCGAUGAGGCUUCAUGA
Molecule: messenger RNA, 1470 nt
Organism: Penicillium maclennaniae
Lineage: Eukaryota; Fungi; Ascomycota; Eurotiomycetes; Eurotiales; Aspergillaceae
Product: putative glycosyl hydrolase
Exons: 1
Coding region: 1-1470 (489 amino acids)
Biological process (GO): carbohydrate metabolic process
Source: RefSeq, a predicted model, not a curated record